Zalophus californianus (California sea lion) is the source of this 4485-nucleotide messenger RNA. RefSeq names its product zinc finger protein 554 (gene ZNF554). NCBI's taxonomy places the organism in Eukaryota, Metazoa, Chordata, Mammalia, Carnivora, Otariidae. The transcript has 5 exons. Gene Ontology annotation, biological process: negative regulation of transcription by RNA polymerase II. Bases 1144 to 2670 code for a protein of 508 amino acids. Gene Ontology annotation, molecular function: DNA-binding transcription repressor activity, RNA polymerase II-specific; RNA polymerase II cis-regulatory region sequence-specific DNA binding. The record is from RefSeq and is a predicted model, not a curated record.
UCACAAGUGUCCAUUCAUUCCUCGUGAGUCUGUGUGAGAGUUUAGAGUUUACACAUGGAUCACAGCACCCAGAGCGGGCAGGUCACUCACCUGUGGUGAGUGGGGACAGAGUGGGGACUGCUUCAGGAUGCCGUCACUGAGGGCCAGAGCCAGAUACUCAUUAGCGUGCUGGAAACAGUCUGCUCAGGCCCUGUGGCAGUGGGGAGAGACCUCCCAGUGGACCGGGGCUCCAUCCCUGAUGCAGCGUGGACAAGCCGGGGUAUGUGGCAACGGAGCAGGAGGGGGUCAGUGGACGGGCACUUGCCAAGAGGGCACAUCAGGGGGACUCUGGCUAAACAGAGCUGAUGGGGCUGCUGCUGCAGGCAGGCUGGGUGAUCCCCACGCCACCUGGCCGGGGGAUGGGGGGACCAGCCAGCUCUCUGGGGGAUCAGACACAGGGCAGGGGCUCUUGCUAAAACUGGGUAAUGCAGAACUAAACUCAGAAGCUCAGAGGUCGAGGCCUGGCUGAAAGGAGGGUUCAGAGUGGCCCAACUAAAGUUGGGUCAGGGAAUGAGUCCAGGAAGCCAGCUGGGCUGUGGGAAGGCAGACAUGAAUCUGAGACAUGCCCAGGGUGGGGGCGCCUGUGGGCUCUGAACUGAGCCUUCCAGAGUUUGAGCCUGGGUGGUCCUACUAGGUUGAAUGGUGUUCCCCACAAAAUUCAUGUCCACCCGGAACCUUAGAAUGUGAGCUUAUUUGGAAAUAGGAUCUUUGCAGAUGGUGUUAGUGAAGGCGAGGUCAUAUUGGAGUAGGCGGGCCUAAUCCAAUGACUUGGUGUCCUCAUAAGAAGAGAGACACAGAUUCGGGAGACAGCCAUGUGACCAUGGAGGCAGAGACUGGAGGGACGUGGCCACGCGCCCAGGGCCAGCUGGAGUGCCCAGAACCUGGAAGAGGCAGGAAGGACCCUCUUCUGAAGCCGCUGGAGGGGGGUGCAGACCUGAGACCUUGAUCUGACUUGUGGCCUCCAGAAUGUGAGAGAGUAAGUCUCUGCGGUCUUCAGCCUCCCAGCUUGUGGUUGUCUGUUUCAGUGGCCCCAGGACAUUCACACAGACUGCUUUGCAAUGGAGUGGCUCUGCCUGCCUUGGAAACUGCUCCCAAGAGAAGAGAAUGGCUGCUGGCUACCUGCCCCCAUGGCCCCAGGAGUUAGUGACCUUGGAGGAUGUGGCCGUGGACUUCUCCCGGGAGGAGUGGGCGAUGCUGGAUUCUGCGCAGAGGAGGCUCUACAGAGAGGUGAUGCUGGACACCUGCGCGAACCUGGCCGCCCUGGGAGCCUUGAAGAACCAAAGUUCUGAUACCGGCAUUGACGAUGGCACACUUUCCCCAACACAAGCCUCUCCGGCCACCAGUCCUUCCCCAUGGGCGGGGUGUCCACUCUUUUUACCAGUGGUGCCUUCCCACUUGGAGCCAGGAGAAGCCAUGUGGAUGGGGCCACAAGGAAGUCCCCAAACCUCCUGUUCAGAUUUGGAGACUAGUCUGAAAAGCCAAGAGUCAAUUUAUAAGAAGGUGGUUUUGGAGGAAGAACCAGCCAGUGGUAUGAAUAUCAUAAAGCUCCCCAGAGAACACUGGGCAUGUGGUCAGCUGGAGGAGAACCAUGAAGACUCCCACAGGCUUUUGAGGCAAAUGGCAUAUACCCAAGCAGAGGCAUUUGCUCCAAAGGAGACCACUGCCUGGCGUGAGUUUGGGGAAACCUGUAGUAUGAACUCAGACCUUGCUUUAUCACAAGGAGGUUUUGUAGGAAAACAUUUCCAUGACUGUGAUCUUGAUAUUGAGAGUUUGGUAGCUGAUCUGUUCUUAAAACAUCAUCAGAUGGGAUACUCAGACCAGAGGCCCUGUGAAGGGAAUGAAUGUGGAAAAGACAUCAGCCCAAACAGUCCCCUUGUUCAACACAAAAGAACUGGAAUCUGUAUGUAUGCAGAAAGUGGGGAGUCAUGUAAUCAUGGUACGGCUCUUACAACACACACCACAAUUAAUACGGUGGGGAAACCCUAUGAAUGUUACCACUGCGGGAAAAUGUUUAAUCGGAGGCAUUCCCUGAGUGAACAUCAGAGAAUACAUACAGGAGAGAGACCAUAUGAAUGUCAGGAAUGUGGGAGAGCCUUUACGCACAGCUCAACCCUCACACGACACUUGAGAACUCAUACUGGAGAGAAGCCCUACACGUGCAGUGACUGUGGGAAAGCCUUCAACAGGAUUUCAUCUCUUACCCAGCACCGGAGGAUUCACACAGGGGAAAAGCCCUAUAAAUGCAAAGACUGUGGAAAAUCCUUCUGCCAGAGUUCUUACCUGAUCUUGCACAGGAGAACACAUACUGGUGAGAAGCCCUACGAAUGUAAUGAAUGUGGAAAGGCCUUCAGUGAUCGCUCCUCACUUAACCAACACGAGCGAACUCACACUGGUGAGAACCCCUAUGAAUGUAAUCAGUGUGGAAGAGCCUUCAGCCAGAGGUCUUCCCUCGUUAGGCAUGAGAGAACUCACACUGGAGAGAAACCGUAUAGCUGUAAUGAAUGUGGGAAAGCAUUCAGCCAGAGCUCAUCCCUCAUCACCCAUCAGAAAACUCACACUAGUCAGAAAACCUAUAAAAUAAUUGAUUGUGGGAAAGCUUUCUAUCAGAGCAGCUACCUUAUUGGAUUUUAGAUAUUAUUGCUGCUCUGCAAAGUGACUUUUAGCACUCUACUACUUAAGUGUGGAUAGGUUUUGCCCUUCUGAUGUACUAUUUGAAAAGAAGUAGGUGUAUGCCACAUUCUUGAAGAAAAACACUGAGGUCCAGAUCUGAGAAGGGACCUUUUUAAUGGGGAGAAUUGCCAUUGAGCUAUGCCCAAUGCCUGUCCUUUUGGAAGAGAUUAAUAAAUGUGAACACUAACAUGCAGUGGGAUUUUGCUAAGAAUUGUCACAUUAAUUUAGUUGUUGAAACAAAAGGUAUUCUGUUUCAACCUUUUGUUUGAAAAUUCAGUAUUAUUGUUUCAAUAAUCGGUUUCAAUAUUUUACAUAGUCAUUCUGCCCCUGUUGGUCACUUAGCUAGGUCCUAACUUGUUUCUUGCCCUGCUGUGGCAAUGCAGUAUGUAUGCUAACACAGAAGGAGCUUUGGGUGCAAGGUGGAAAAUAAAGAGUGCAAAAUAGUAUGUGUGAUUCUAUCCAGUGAAGCCAAAAUAUGUACAUAAGUGGACAAAGGCCGGACAGAGAUGUGGAGGAAUGAACGGAGUUUAUUUGUCAGAGUUUUCUGAUUAUGUGUGAUUGUCUGCCUUUUGCCGUUUUGUUUGGUAUUGCCAAACAAUUAGCUAUUUUGUUUGGCAUUUGCCAUUUUGUAUUGGUAAUCAGUAGAAAUCGGACAAUGCCAAGGGAUAUAUCCAGUUUCUUGGAACAGUCAGGGAGGACUGUGGACGCCAUGAUGGGAAGGGUACAAUGCAGUAGGUCAGCGGAGCAGCCUUUGAUGGCCUGGGAGAAGUCCCAUCUGUGAGGUGGACUUGGCAGAGCAGAGACCACGAGCUCUGAUGUGCAUCAUCACCAUCAGCGUCAACAUUUUCUGGUUGCUUGCUCUAUCUCCAGCAUCACUCUGGCUCUUAUAUGCAGUUCCUCGUUUAAUCGGAACAACCCCAUGAGAUGGUAGCUGUUCGCAUCUCUGUAUGACAGCAGGGGAAACAGAAAUAAGGUAACUUGUCCAAAGUCAGACGACUAGAAAGGGGCAGAGCCAGGAUUUGAACUUGAACAACCUGUUCAAGGGGAGCUGUGUUUUCUAAAUUCUCCUUGGAAGCCACCUGACUUUCAUCUGAAUUUUUCCCUCUCUCUGGAGCUGAUGAGGAUGGUUGCCUGUCAGAUCUUUCAACUAAGUGGCACCUGAUCACAUCGGUGUUGUUGCCUUUCUCCAAAGUAGAGAUACCUCAUCUGGAGUCCGUGUAGACCUUCGCUGGGCUGAUGGAUGUUCCUUGAAGGGCUCUGUGAACAAUCUUGAGUUGGAUGCAGAAUAUGUGCUGGGGCAUGAUGUGUUAUCUGGGGCAGUGUCUGUAGCUUUCAUCCCAUUCUGAGGACUAGCUGACAUGGGGGUGUCACGGAUGCACUGUUUUUCAUUUCGCAGGGAGCCUGGUUCAUUGUGUAGCCAGACCCAUGAUGGAGUGAGGGGCUGGGAUAGACAUUAAAAAGCUGACUACAUACUUUAAUUAAAUAAUUACAGAUUUUGGCAGUGCUCUUGGGGACUUAAACUAAGGAUGCUGCUGUGAUAGAUAAUAUGAGAGGGACCAACCUCAGGGCCUUUCUGAGAACCUGAUAUUUGAUUUGAGAUGUGAGUCACUGGAGCCUCCAAGGUAGGGAUUUAACCAGAGGAGACCUUCAGUUUAGCUUUGUUUUCACAUAUUUAAAAAUAUAUAUAUAUAUAUUUACAAGGGUGUCUGGCUGGCUUGUCGGUAGAGCGUGUGACUCCUGAUCUCAGGGUCGUGAGUUCAAGCCCCACGUUGGGCA